Messenger RNA from Aspergillus pseudonomiae, 519 nucleotides. RefSeq lists its product as uncharacterized. NCBI's taxonomy places the organism in Eukaryota, Fungi, Ascomycota, Eurotiomycetes, Eurotiales, Aspergillaceae. The record is from RefSeq and is a predicted model, not a curated record. The coding region runs from base 1 to 519 and encodes 172 amino acids. The transcript is spliced from 2 exons.
AUGAAACCGAACCAGAAGCUAGAACAUAAUGUUGAGCCGAAGGCCGAGAGACCCGAAGAAGCUUCCCCCAGAACGAACCCGGUACGUGGAAACAGUUUCAGAGAGACUUUUCUCACAAGAACUUCAGUUGUUGCCUCUGGACAAGCUGCGCAAGACCUGGAUGGAGUUCCCAGGGAGCCAAGGGAUGAUGAAGAAUAUGUGAUGAAAGAAUUCGAGAAACAUGUUGAUCACUGCACGAAACGCACUCCUAACAAACUACGUGAAGAGGGGUACGGUGAUGGACACACAUGUCAAAAACAUGCAUUCGACGUGAUUCAGUACUUGUGCUGUGUCAACGGUGAGGCCAACUCUUUAACGGAUCUCAGCCAAGUGAGCAUCUCCACAGAGCGGAAAGCUGCCAAGAUCGAGGAGACACAGAAAUAUAUUGAUGAGGUCAAAGAGAGGUGUAAGAGCAGAGCCGGGAGGCAGGAUAGUGCCGCUGAUCCCAAGCCAGGAGAGCAGUGGCAACUUGGGGAAUAG